AAAAUUGGUUUUAUGGAUUUGAUAGUUUUGAUUCAUUGUCUCCCACUUGGGUUUGGACGAAUUCUUGAGAUUCUUGAGCUGGGGUUGCAUGUAGUGUUUCUAUAGCGUUUUCGGAAUCUCUUUCUCUCUUGCCAUAGGUAGAGAUUGAAGAGAUCUUUCAGUCUUUCCAUUUCGAUAUAAAAUUUAGUUUGUUGGUUUUUGUUGUUUCUUGGAAUUUUUAUUUACUGGGGUUGUUGAAUCUUGUUUUUAUUUUAUUGAAUAUUUUGAUUGGAGUGUGAGUGGAAUUUGUUAUUUUGAUUGAUAAAAUUAGGGUUUUGAUGGAGGGGAGAUACAGUGGGGAUUGAUAUGAUGAUGAAGGUGUUUAUAAGGUUACUUUGUUGAAUUCGUUUUUCGGAAAAAAAUGGCAAUAUUCAAUCCACCAGCAACAGUAGUGAUCAUCAUCCAGGAGUUGGAGUUUUUGUUGAGCUGAAAUGGUUGAUUCUCUGCUCACUGCCCUGUCAAUGGAGAAUAAUCAUCACCCUUCAACGCUCUUGUCAAUGGAUUCCAGUGCCUCCUCUCACGACGAAUUGGAUUUGGAAAUGAAUCGGCAGAUCAUACUUUCCCGUCCACCCGACAUCAACUUGCCCCUGUCGGCCGAGCGCAGCCCGCCUCCCCCAUCAUGGAAUUCGGAACCCUGUGAUAUUCUGGAUGUGGGGCUUGGUCCGCAGGUUUACGAGACGGAGAGCUUGCUUGCGAUCCCCAAGGUUGGGAGGAAAUGUGCCAAGCGGAUAGACAGCAUAUGGGGUGCCUGGUUUUUCUUCAGUUUCUACUUCAAGCCUGCAUUGAAUGAGAAGUCGAAGGCGAAGAUUGUCCGGGACAGUAAUGGCGUAUCAGGGUUUGAGAAAAGUGAUCUCAAGCUUGAUGUUUUUAUGGUUCAGCACGACAUGGAGAAUAUGUACAUGUGGGUUUUCAAGGAGAGGCCGGAGAAUGCGUUGGGGAAGAUGCAGCUGAGGAGUUACAUGAAUGGGCAUUCCCGCCAAGGGGAGCGACCAUUUCCAUUUAGUGUUGACAAGGGUUUUGUUCGAUCCCACAGGAUGCAGCGGAAGCAUUAUAGGGGCCUUUCAAAUCCGCAGUGUGUGCAUGGGAUUGAGCUUGUCCGGGCACCUAAUCUCAUGGUUCUUGAUGAUGAUGAGCGCAAGAGGUGGAUGGAGCUUACUGGAAGGGACAUGAACUUCACGAUCCCUAUUGAAGCAGGUGAUUUUAGCUCCUGGAGAAACCUUCCAAAUACAGAUUUUGAGCUGGAGAGGCCACCACCUCCGAUAAAGACUGUGAUAAACAAUCACUCAAAGAAAUUGCUGAAUGGAUCUGGAUUAAACUUGUCUACACAGCCAUCUAACAACAACCAUUGCGAGGCAAAUGGAAAUGGUAAUGGAAAUGGUAAUGGUAAUGGAAUGGACCUAUCUCCUGUCAGUAGCAAGAGGAGGAAGGAGUUUUUCCCAACUGGGAAUGAUGAUGACUGCUACUUGGGUGUUAAUCCUCCUGAUCGGGUCCCGGAUAUGGAAGUCAACCCAAUUGAGUCGCAGUGGCUACAUCAGUUCAGUGGUGUAAUGAAGAACGUUUAUGGGCCUGUUACAGCUGCAAAGACAAUCUAUGAGGAUGAUGUAGGUUAUUUGAUCAUUAUCAGCCUACCAUUUGUGGAUCUUCAGAGGGUAAAAGUUUCUUGGAGGAACACUCUCACUCAUGGUAUCAUCAAGGUCUCUUGUAUAAGCACAUCUCGCAUGCCAUUCAUCAAGAGACAUGAUCGUACUUUCAGGCUUACAGAUCCUGCCUCUGAGCACUGUCCUCCUGGAGAGUUUGUUAGAGAAAUCCCUCUCUCCACCCGCAUUCCUGAAGAUGCUAACAUAGAAGCUUAUUAUGACGGGCCAGGAUCAGUGCUUGAGAUUAUGGUUCCAAAACUCCGCGUUGGCCCAGAAGAACAUGAAGUUCGUGUAUGCCUUCGCCCUCACCUUGGGGGCAACGAUCUUAUGUUGACUUGAGAUAGGCAAUGAUAGAGAUUAUAAGGUUUCUUGCUAUGGUGGUGCUUCACUGUCCUACUAACUGUGUACCAUAUAGUAUAAGUGUAUUUUAGUUUUUCAUGAAGGGAAAAGAAUGCUGCCUCUCAUAUUUGUCAUUGCAGUUUUUGCUCCCUUUUCUAUGCAUCUGUAGUUGACAGUCUGUUCUUGGCUUAUAUAAAUUAUUGUUCAGAUUUGUUUCUUGAAUACCUUGAAUGUGAGGACUUUUGCUAGCUU
Messenger RNA from Fragaria vesca subsp. vesca, 2267 nucleotides. RefSeq lists its product as uncharacterized. Lineage: Eukaryota; Viridiplantae; Streptophyta; Magnoliopsida; Rosales; Rosaceae. The coding region runs from base 471 to 2015 and encodes 514 amino acids. The transcript has a single exon. The record is from RefSeq and is a predicted model, not a curated record.